This is a messenger RNA of Talaromyces proteolyticus, 1778 nucleotides long. RefSeq names its product C6 finger domain-containing protein. NCBI's taxonomy places the organism in Eukaryota, Fungi, Ascomycota, Eurotiomycetes, Eurotiales, Trichocomaceae. Bases 222 to 1493 code for a protein of 423 amino acids. The record is from RefSeq and is a predicted model, not a curated record. Gene Ontology annotation, biological process: regulation of transcription by RNA polymerase II. Gene Ontology annotation, molecular function: zinc ion binding; DNA-binding transcription activator activity, RNA polymerase II-specific. The transcript is spliced from 3 exons.
GCAUCUAUUAAUAUCUCUAUGCUAAUUCUGCUCCUUGCAUGACAACAUCCUGGCUCUUCUGCUGUACUGCAGCAGACAAUAGCCCGCAGCUUUGACAUUCGGCCGAGUUAGAGAUGACUCUAUCCCCAUUCUCCAUGCAGCACGGAACAUACAUUUAGGGCUAUCUAACAUGACUCACGAAGUUACCAACAUCUUUGCAGUCAAGGAUCUUGAAAACAGCCAUGUUUUCUUCGUAUUCUCUGGACGACAGGACUUGUGGGGCAUACCACAUCUCGAAAUUGAAUUCAAAGAAGUCUAGGUUAGGCUGUGAACGAUGCAAAUCUCGUCACGUCAAAUGCGAUGAGGCCAAGCCUCUAUGUAAAAACUGCAAGCGACAUGGGACGCCAUGCCAUUAUCGUGGAGCACAACCCAGAAGACAGCCUAGAAUAGCGACAUCUGUUUCGCUAUGCUCUGGUGAGACCAUUAACGAUGGAGCCUGCCAUGAGGCUUACGGUGGCUUAUCCAAACUCAACAUGGACUUAGAUGACGACCCGCCAGAGUCGAAAGAGCGACGGCUACUAGAGGCUGGCCUCAUGUGUCAGUAUGUUUCCAAGACAGGCGGUACGCUAGGCAUUGAUGAUUUCUCUCGAUCGGUUUUCUCAGACGCUGUUCCUGAGAUGUGUUUGCGGAAUGAGGCUAUGAUUUACGCUAUGUAUUCCCUUGCAGCCCUUGAUAAAGAACGUUGCAGCCAAGAGAAAACUCAUAUUCCCUUGCAUACUCCGCAAAAAUACCUUUCAAUGGCACUACGUUAUCAUCAAACUGACCUCGGAAAUAUUAACUCUGCAAACAUUGAUGCAAUUUGCGUGACAUCUUGUAUGUUACGAAUUUAUGCUUUUGCCUUGCUUCAAAACCGAUCACUUCAGCCCUAUACUCCACCAAUCGAAUGGCUUACGGUCACUGGAUCUUCAAGCGCUGUCUUUCAAGAGGCGUAUCGGAUUAUGGAGAAUAAACCAAAUUCAAUUGCACUACAAUUUAUUGAGCACGCAAUGAUAUCCCUAGCCAAUGAGGAUAGUGUGAAAGAGCAGGACAGUCUUUGGUAUCUGUUACAAAGAAAUCCUGAAGACAGAGAUAUGGAACCAUGGGAUGUGGAAGUACAGAAGGCGUACGAGUGGGCUAUCUACUACCUCGGCAGCCUAAGAGCCGCGGUCAAAGGUGGCAUGGAUGAAGGGAAGAUAGGCAGAAGAAUGAUCAUCUUCCCUAUGUUGAUGAACGAGCGGCUUAUGGAAUUGAUGCUUCAAGGUCAACCGAGGUCUCUGGCUAUACUUGCACACUACUUUGCCUUUUGGAUCUUCUUUGAGCACAUCUGGUGGGUUGGGGCAAGGGGAGUCCAGGAGGUACGCGCUAUUGCUGGUAAUUUGACUGGGAAAUGGAGACACUUGAUAGAAUGGCCCUUACAGGUACUUGAGCAAUGGGAGAGUGGUCGGCUUCCCCGUCUCCACGAAACUGUGGUCUGAUUGAAGCCGUAUAGAUGGAGCUGCUUACUGUCUCCAUUGAACGACUUGUUUUUAUUUAGUCUUUAUUCCUUUGGCUCAUUACAUGUCAAUCAUUAUUGAUAGACAGCUUAGUCAAGCGAAGGAUGAUGUGCCAUAACUCAUUGCUACUUGUUAUCCCCUACAAUCGACCAGAUCGCGCUAUGGGCAACUGUUAGAAAAUUACCACAAGAGCCCAAUUGUCAUUAGACAAUGAAGAAACAAAGCAAGUUUUGGAGCCGGUGUGUUUACCAUGUGAGUUAUCCUAAC